Molecule: messenger RNA, 609 nt
Organism: Phytophthora infestans T30-4
Lineage: Eukaryota; Oomycota; Peronosporomycetes; Peronosporales; Peronosporaceae
Product: secreted RxLR effector peptide protein, putative
Exons: 1
Coding region: 1-609 (202 amino acids)
Source: RefSeq, a predicted model, not a curated record
AUGCGUCUGCCUUACGUAUUACUGUUAGCGGUAAGUAUUGCUAUCUUUUCGUGUACUGCUGCUGCAUCUGAACAAGAAGCUGCUGUCACGCUGCAAGCUAAACGCUGGGGCUCACUGCACCCCGCCACUGCCCCUGGAUAUCGUGACACGUCUGGCAGAAGGCUCUUAAGGUCUGAUGACAGUCUCCCGAUAGUUGACGACGACGACGUCAACACUGAAGAGAGAGGCAUCGCAUCAUUUACCAAGAUAAACGAGAUGAUCAAGAAAGGAAAAUCGGCAGUGAGCGCCAAAGCGAGCAACAAGAUGCUGUGGCUCAAGUAUCAAAAGUUGCUCGGUCAAAAGCUUUCGGACUUGGACAUCACCGGAGUUUGGCUAAAGCAAGGAAAAUCUGCGGAUACCAUAUUCGAACGCUGGAUUCGACUUUCGAAGUCACCGAGACAAGCGGCCACAAACUUGCUGAACCAUGGUACAACUGCGAACGAUCUUUACAAGGUCUUGAGAAAGCAAAACAUGAACCUGGAAACGAUCAGACCACUUUGGCACAAAGUUGGACUGACCGAGCUUCAACUCCGUGCCGCCCGUGCCAAGGCUAUUAAUAGCGUUUUGUGA